AUGGAGAAGAAGGGCGGCCACGACGAGAACAACUUGUAUGUGACGGUGGAAACUCCAGUAGCGCACCUCGUGGCAGACGAAGCGAUCACUACUAGCUCCACCUCCACCAAGGAUGCCAAGAAACCCCAUGGCAAGAUGGCGUCGUUCACGGAGCUCUUUCAGUUCGCGGACGGGACAGACUACGUGCUCAUGUCUGUGGGAACCAUUGCCGCGAUGCUCACGGGAGCCGGUCAGCCCAUUCAAAUCACAUUCUUUGGAGAUAUCAUCAACGCGUUCAACCCACCCACCGGCAACGAAGCCCCUGGAGCGUUUCAAACCAACAUCAACAAGGUCGUGUACCAGUUUGUCGUGAUCGCGUCCAUCAUUCUCGUGUGCGGAUUUGGACAAAUUGCGUGCUGGUCGAUCUCGGCGUCCCGUCAAAGCAAAAAGCUUCGUCAUGCCUAUGCGUCUGCGAUCUUGCGUCAAGAAGUGGGUUGGUUUGACGUGAACGAGCCCAUGCAAUUGGCGACGCGUGUUGCCGACACCACGCUGUUGGUCCAAGAAGGCAUGGGUCGCAAGGUCGGCGACGGGAUGAACUUCCUCUCCAUGGGUAUUACGUCGUUGGUCGUGGCAUUUUACUACGGAUGGGAAUUAUCGCUCGUGCUCUUUGCGUUCACCCCCCUCAUUGGUGUCAGUGCGUAUUGCAUGACCAAAUCCAUCACAGCAGCCGUGCAAGGAGGCGUUGAAGCGUACGCUGAAGCUGGCGGCAUUGCCGAAGAGAGCUUGAGCAACAUCAAGACGGUGCACAUGUUCAAUUCGAUGACCACUGUGGCGAACAAGUACAUGUCUGCGUUGUUGCGCACGGAGCAAGCAGGUGUGAAGAAGGGCCUGGCUGUCGGUUUCGGCACCGGGGUGAUGUACUUUGUCAUGCUGUGCACGUAUGCCGUGGGCAUGUACUACGGUGCAGUCCGCAUCACCAACGAUCAACUGGGGCCUCAGAAGUGUGUUGGGAGUGGAUGUUACGACGGCGGUCGUGUCAUCAUUGUGUUUUUCUCCAUUGUAAUGGGCUCGAUGGCUUUGGGCCAAGCUGGCCCCAGCAUGCAGGCCGUGAUGACUGCUCGCUCCGCCGCGUACGAGAUUUUCGAGCUCAUCAACCGAACCUCCAAGAUCGAUGCUUCGUCUGACGAUGGGAAAACAUUUGACAUCGUGGAAGGUCGCAUUUCGUUGGAAUCUAUCCGAUUUGCCUACCCGAGUCGCCCCGAAGUUGAAGUCGCCGCCGGCUACUCGCUGGACAUCCCCGCGGGUCAAAAGAUCGCGCUGGUUGGCUCGAGUGGUAGUGGCAAGAGUACGAUUGUGUCGCUCUUGGAACGAUUCUACGACCCACUAGAAGGCCGAGUGACGUUGGACGGCCACGAUUUGAAGUCUUUGAACGUCAAGUGGCUUCGAGACCAAGUGGGGCUCGUGGGCCAGGAACCGUGUCUGUUUUCCGACACGAUUGCCGCCAACAUUCGCCACGGCAAGCCUGGCGCGACCAUCGAACAAGUCUACGAAGCUGCCAAGCAAGCCAACGCGUAUGAUUUUAUCAUGGGGUUUCCACUGGGAUUUGACACGCCAGUGGGCGAUCGAGGGGCGCAAUUGUCUGGUGGCCAGAAGCAGCGCAUUGCCAUCGCGCGUGCGAUCAUCAAGAACCCGGCGGUACUUCUCUUGGACGAAGCCACGAGUGCGUUAGACACGGAGAGCGAAGCGGUAGUGCAGGCAUCUUUGGAUCGAUUGCUGGCGUCUCGCCAGCGCACCACCAUCAUAAUUGCCCAUCGAUUGUCGACGAUUCGAGAUGCUGACCGGAUUGUCGUGCUGAGCCAUGGCAAGGUGGUCGAAGAUGGCACCCAUGAAUCACUUCUUCAACUUGAACAUGGCCACUACAAGGCAUUGGUGAAUGCUCAAAUGCGUCGUGGCGACUCGAUCGAAACGAUCUUGGAGCAUACUCAUACUCUUCAAAACGAGUAUUGUGCUAAUUCUGCUGCUGCCACCAUCCCAGUGACAGGUGCGUCGUGGCUACACAACGACAAGAGCAAGCACAAUGUCGACACAGUGGCCAUUACCAGCGACGACGACGACGUGGGUCGUUCACAUUAUCUAGAUGGAGCAUCGUUUUCGAACGUGUCCGUGUUGCGCGUAUGGCGGCUCUGCGCGCCGGACGCGUGGCACGUCGUGGCUGGCAGCGUGGGGGCGCUGUUGCAUGGCGCCAUGUACCCCAUGUGGGGAGUCCUCCUAACCAAAUGCACGGUCGUGUUCUUCCAGCUUGACUCGACCGUGGACGAGAUGCGAUCGGACGCACUCAUGUGGUCACUCGGGUUUGUGAUCAUGGGAGCGGUGGUGGUUGUGGCUGUGACGGUGCAGAACCACCAGUUUGCGGUCGUAUGCGAGAGGCUGACGGGUCGCGUCCGUGGGUUGUGCUUUCGGUCUAUGCUGCACCAGGACAUGGCGUGGUUCGACAACCCUGCGCACUCGUCCGGCGCGCUGUCCACUCGGCUGGCCACCGACUCGGCCGCCGUGCGCACCAUGACGGCGGAAACGCUCAACGCGAUUCUGCUCAAUGUGGCAACAUUGGGCGUGGCAUUUGGGAUUGCCUUUUACAACUCGUGGCGUAUGACCGUGGCGUUCGUUGGCGCGUUGCCGUUUAUGGCGGCGUCCCAGAUGCUUCAGAUGCAGAUGAUGACGGCGCAAACCGGCAAGAGCGUCAACCAGGGCGACGUCCUUGCCGGCGCCCGGCUCAGCGAAGCGAUCAACGCGAUCCGGACCGUGGCGUCGUUCAAUUUGGAACGGCCGACCAACGCCUUGUACCUGGACAGCCUCCUCGCGAGCGCCGCCACCGACACAAAGGCGGGCGUGGUCGCCGGGGCUGCCUACUCGGUGGCCCAGUCCACCAUGAUAUACGCCAUGGCGACUAUCUUUUACUACGGCGGGUGGCUCAUGUUGAGAGGCCUGGUGGACUUUGAAAGCAUGUUUAUGGUGCUCAACCCGAUUUUGUUUUGCUCGUUCGGGGUGGGCAUGGCGGCUCAAGGCAUGGGGGACGUUGGCAAGGCCAAAAUCGCAGUCAAGAGCAUCUUUGCCAUCAUCGACCGAAACCCAACCAUUGAUUGCUCGUCCAGCGAAGGCCUUCAACUCGAACAUGUGCAUGGUGACUUGGAGCUUCGCGGAUUGGAGUUCAACUACCCGAGUCGUCCGGACAGCAAAGUCUACACGAACUACAACCUCAAGAUCCAGAGCGGGCAAACGGUGGCGUUGGUGGGGGGCAGUGGCAGCGGCAAGAGCACGGCCAUCAACCUCAUUGAGCGGUUCUACGACCCCACGGCCGGCUCUGUAUUUUUGGAUGGCCACGACCUCAAGACGAUUAACGUGCAGUCGUUGCGCCAGCACAUCUCCAUCGUGAGCCAGGAACCCGUGCUGUUCAUCGGCACCAUUGGCGAGAACAUCGCGACGGGCAAACCUGGCGCCACCCAAGAAGAGAUCGAGGACGCCGCCAAGAAGGCCAACGCCCACGACUUUAUCAUGCAGUUCCCGGACAAGUACAACACGGCCGUGGGGGACCGUGGCGUGCAAGUGUCGGGGGGGCAGAAGCAGCGCAUCGCCAUCGCCCGCGCCAUCAUCCGAGACCCCGCGAUUCUGCUGCUGGACGAAGCCACGAGCGCACUGGACACGGAGAGCGAGCGCAUCGUGCAGGCGUCGUUGGACUCGCUGCUCAAGCUCAAGCGCCGCACGACCAUCAUCGUGGCCCAUCGGCUGUCCACAGUGCGGAACGCGGACGUGAUUGCGGUCGUGGACGGCGGGCGCGUGGCCGAGCAAGGCUCGCACGACGAACUGAUUGCCAUCCCCAACGGCAUUUACGCCAACUUGGUGUCCCGGGAGAUGCACUAA
This is a messenger RNA of Aphanomyces astaci, 3894 nucleotides long. RefSeq lists its product as hypothetical. Gene Ontology annotation, biological process: transmembrane transport. The record is from RefSeq and is a predicted model, not a curated record. The transcript has a single exon. Gene Ontology annotation, cellular component: membrane. Gene Ontology annotation, molecular function: ABC-type transporter activity; ATP hydrolysis activity; ATP binding. Lineage: Eukaryota; Oomycota; Saprolegniomycetes; Saprolegniales; Verrucalvaceae. Bases 1 to 3894 code for a protein of 1297 amino acids.